This is a messenger RNA of Medioppia subpectinata, 2160 nucleotides long. Lineage: Eukaryota; Metazoa; Arthropoda; Arachnida; Sarcoptiformes; Oppiidae. The record is from the annotation of a GenBank genome assembly.
AUGCCAUUUCACAAUCCCAGCAAGAAAUGGAAGGCUUUGACGCCUCAAGAGAGACGACCCUAUGUUGAAGAAGCGGAACGGCUUCGCGUCCAACACAUGCAGGACUACCCCAACUAUAAAUACAGACCCCGACGACGAAAGCACGGCAAACGCAGCCAAAGAGGCGGCCGCACACAAGUCCAUAGCGAGGGAAUGCACAUCAAUGACAAUAUGGCACUCAUGGCUAUGUAUGGCUCGCAGGCCAACACACACGGAGGCCAUAACAUGGAUAAUCCCGACAACUCUUCCAUCAGUUCUCCAUCGCUGGAGUACUGCGGAGUACAGACCCCGGAGUCGUCUCCUCACGGAAGUCCAUUCAAUAACACAAUCGGCGAGUCUUUGAUGCGAAACAACAGAAUCUUAGACUCGUUUCGUUGCGCUAACAAUAACCCCAAUUCUGGUGCAAUAGCUUUCAAUCAACACCAAAACAAUCACAACAAUCACUCCAAUGCUGUUAUGUAUAGUCGAGAUGAGGCCAACCUAUCGCUGACCAAAGACAUGGCAAUCGGCGCUGAAUUGCGAAAUGAAUUCGGAAAUAUGCCCCAAACGAGUGCCUUAAACGACUCCAUCCGAUCCCUACCCACGCCUGAGAUGUCACCCGUGGAGUCGCACGAGAAAGAAAUGCAAAGCCAUCAGAUUCACUAUCAUAACCACAUCCAUAACACACCAUCACAACAGCAACUGCUGUCAUAUCCCACCAAUAUGUCCAAUAUAUCGCGUCCGCUAUCUAUCCAAACCGAUUCAACUCAAUCGCACGCUAUGUUUGGCCAACAAAUGGCUCACAACAAGUCGAGCGCCCCAUUGAGUCAUUUGAUGUCCCGUUUUGACAGCGAUUCAUCAUUCCUACGGCAUCUGAGCCCUCCCUUUAGGCACCGAAUGCCUUCCCAUAUGUCUAAUGGUAUGGCCGACACUCACAACAAUAUACCGCACGAGUAUUCUUCGAGGUCUAUGCUUCAGCACCAGUUGGAACAACCGAGUGGUCAGUCCCGAGCCGUACCACCGAAUUGGCCGCAAUCGCAAACUCAACACAUUCCUAACUAUAGCCGAGAUUCGCGACAAUAUUCUUAUGAAUUUGAUAUCAAACCAGAGCUUAAACCAAAUGUAGAGAUGAUUAACAUUGAGAACAAUUCUGUCGAAAGUCAUCCAAACUAUAACUAUAAUUACAUGACUGUUCCGUCCCAUAUGAAUGACAGCCUUCUCCUCGAAAGCCUUUCACAAAACAAUGAUUUGGAUAAUCUGCUCAUCAAUAAUAGCCAUCACUCAUCCGAACCCAAUCCCCAAAGCAGUCAAUGCGAGCCCCAGACCAACAAACUAAGCGACUGUCAUCCGCACCACCAUCUGAACCAUUCCUUUCUUGUAAUGAAUUCAACGGAACCGCCGAAAGCUCAGACACAAGCGGCCACUCAAGGGGUCGCACAAAUACCUCAGAUGUUAUUGAAUCCAAUGCUAGGCUUACAGACACCUAAUAUUGCAAUACCAAUCAACUGUCCGCCAGGACUCGAGUAUUUGUUAAGUUUAGAUCAGUUGGUAAUCAAACAACAGAUCCAAAUCGUAGAAGUGUUCACAUCAUUUGAGGCCAACAACAGGUAUGACAUUCAAAACACUUUGGGGCAAAAUGUGUUGUUCGCCGCAGAGGAGACCCAUUGCAUGACCAGAAACUGUUGCCGAAACCGUCCGUUUGAGAUACGAGUGGUUAAUAUCGGACAACAAGAAGUGAUGCAUUUGAGUCGUCCCUUAAGAGUUGAUGAUUGCUGUUGUUUUUGUUGUCUGCAUGUAAUGAGAGUGGAGUCACCGCCCGGUAAUAUCAUUGGACAAGUGAUACAAGACUGUCACUGUUUGAGACCAAUCUUCCACAUCGAGAACGGAUCCGGUGUUACAGUGUUGAGGAUUGUGGGACCCAUUUGUACGGCUAGUAUUUGUUGCAAUGAUAUUAAGUUCGAUAUAUUAGCCAAAGACACGAAUCUAAAAGUGGGACAAAUAAUCAAAAAAUACGGCUUCUUUAGGGAUAUGAUGACUAACGCCGAUAUUUUUGGGGUUCAGUUCCCAAUGGAUUUAGACGUCAGAGUCAAGGCUUUACUAUUAGCCGCUACUUUCCUCAUCGACUUUAUGUAUUUUGAAUAG